AGAGUUACGCCUUGAUGAAGGCGAAACUGGGUCCCUCCAUUUAAACUGCUGCCUGCCGGCGAGAAUUGAGACGUUUUCUUCAUCGUAAGUUCGCCGGUGAAGAUUCUACCGUCUAUCCAAUCAAUCCAAUUUCGCUAUCAAUCUCUUAUAUAUGUCUCAAAUGGAUGUAUUGAAUGGAUUGGAGGAUGCGAAUCUCGGUUCUAACGUUCCUGAUUCAGCAGUUUCCUCCGCGAUUACGACAGAUUCGGAUGAUUCCUCUGUUGAUCACGUGAACGCGGAUCCCGAGGUUGGAGAGAACGCUGAUGAUGCUGAUUCGAAGAUGAUUGGUGAAUCUGUAAAGGUGAUUCAUCCUCAUUCGGAGCUACCGAAGCCGGAGGCACCUUCCGGUGCAAUACAGGUUCUGUCUGAAGCUUUUAAUAGGUCUAAAUCUAUGCCGGAGAAAACAUCAAUUGAUAUGCAGUUGGUUGGGAAGUUUUUUCGUGAGAAGAAGAAUAGCUUCUCUGCGGCGAUUGCGAAACGGCUUUUGUCAGGAGAUGAGGAGGAGGAGAUGAAAACAUCGAAAUAUAAUUCGAAUUUGAUUCAGAGUGUUACAGAGUUUCAUCUCUCAGGGCUUAAAGUUAUCGUCAAGGUUAAGAAUGGAAGCGAGAUUGAAGGUCUAAAAGGACGAAUAAGCUUUUUCUCGAGAUCAAACUGCCGUGACUGUAGUGCUGUUCGUUCAUUUCUCAUGGAGAAAGGUUUGAAGUUCGUUGAGAUUAACAUUGAUGUUUAUCCGAUUAGAGAAAAAGAACUGGUGAAGAGGACGGGAAAUUCUGCAGUUCCACAGAUAUUCUUAAACGAGAAACUGUUAGGUGGACUCGUUGUGUUGAAUUCGCUUAGGAACAGCGGUUUGUUCGAGCAGAAAUUGAAAGAUAUACUCUGCCGGAAGUGUCCCGAUGAUGCACCUGCGCCGCCGGUGUACGGUUUCGAUGAUCCUGAUGACGAACGGCUUGAUGAGAUGGUAGCGAUCGUGAGGGUUCUAAGACAGAAACUACCGAUUCAAGAUCGUUUGAUGAAGAUGAAGAUCGUUAAGAACUGCUUCGCCGGCGCCGAGAUGGUGGAUGUCAUGAUUCAAAACUUCGACUGCGAACGGAAAGAGGCUGUUGAGAUUGGGAAGAAGCUGGCCAGGAAGCAUUUCAUCCAUCAUGUCUUUGGGGGAAACGAAUUUGAAGAUGGAAACCAUUGCUACAGAUUUUUGGAACACGAGUCAUUUAUUUUAAAAUGCUUUAAUCACCGAGGAGUUCCAAAUGACUUCGAGCCAAAGUCUGCAGCUUCUGUUAGCUCUAAACUCACUAAGAUAAUGUGGGCAAUACUGGAAUCAUAUGCCUCUGAAGAUAGGCAUCAUCUCGAUUACAUGGGCAUCAGCAACAGCGAAGAAUUUAGAAGAUAUGUGAAUUUGGUACAAGAUCUUCAAAGGAUGAAUAUUGGAGAACUUUUAGAAGAAGAAAGAUUGGCUUUCUUCCUGAACCUUUACAAUGCAAUGGUAAUUCAUGCAGUAAUAAGGGUUGGACCCCCUGGGGAAGGAGUUAUUGAUAGGAGAUCAUUCUUCUCAGAUUUUCAGUAUGUAGUUGGAGGCUAUUCUUAUUCGUUGAGUACAAUUAAGAAUGGUAUUCUCCGAGGCAAUAAGAGACCACCAUAUGCCUUGACCAAGCCUUUUGGAUCUGGUGACAAACGUCUAGAGCUUGCAUUACCAAAAUCAAAUCCAAUGAUCCAUUUUGGUAUUUGUGACGGGACAAGAUCAAGCCCAAAAGUGAGAUUCUAUACCAACAAAGGGGUUGAAUCAGAACUAAGAUAUGCAGCAAGAGAGUUUUUCCAAAAGAACGGAGUCGAGGUAGAUUUGGCAAAAAGGACAAUCUACAUGACAAGGAUCAUUAACUGGUUUGAUGCUGAUUUUGGAGCAGAAAAGGAGAUGUUGAAAUGGUUGAUGAAUUACUUGGAUUCUACAAAAGCAGGUCUUUUAUCUCAUCUUUUGGGUGAUGGUGGCCCGAUUCAUAUUGCUUAUCAGCCUUAUGAUUGGUCCGUUAAUUCAUGAAUUUGUCUUCAGUCAUCAAUCCUCGAUUUCUUUCUUUUUGUACAUAAUGAUAUACUAGUGUGUGUUUGUGAACUUACUAUUGAUAAUACACAAUACUAUACAUCAUUAGUAGUAGUAGUUAAACUUUGAAACAGCAUGUGGUGUGCUUAUUAUGAUUGUUUAGCAUUUAUGUAAUAGACACCCUCUUUUUCUUUAUAAAUUGAGGGUAAAGUCCUUCAAGUCA
Messenger RNA from Impatiens glandulifera, 2291 nucleotides. RefSeq lists its product as uncharacterized. The record is from RefSeq and is a predicted model, not a curated record. The transcript is spliced from 7 exons. NCBI's taxonomy places the organism in Eukaryota, Viridiplantae, Streptophyta, Magnoliopsida, Ericales, Balsaminaceae. Gene Ontology annotation, biological process: intracellular signal transduction. The coding region runs from base 152 to 2068 and encodes 638 amino acids.